GCGUCCGCAUGUAAGAAGGCCGAGAUGAGCUGUAGGGAUGGUUGACAACGGGUCUCACGAAGUUCAUAGGUAAACAAACAGCUAUAUAAGACUCAUGGUGUGUCACUGAGCACACAUUUCUGCUGUCUUUGAUCGCAUCCGGACUCUUUUACAGACCCCUGUUACCAGACACAAUGAUCUCAAUACUGUUGUGCACAUUGGCAGUGUUUUACGCAGUCCAUGCGCAACAACAUUCAAUUAAUGAUCCCAUUCCCAUCAUACGAUAUGAAUCUGAUGGACCUAAUCCCGAUGGAUCCUACAAAUGGCUAUAUGAAACCGGAAAUGAAAUAAACGCUGAAGAGACUGGCUACGUGAAAAACUUCGGUAAAGGAGAAGGUGAAGAAGUGCAGGUAGCUGAAGGAAAAUUCAGCUACAAAGCACCUGAUGGUUCGCUAAUUGCGCUUUCAUAUAUCGCCGAUGAAAAUGGUUUUCAACCUCAGGGUGAUCAUUUACCCACACCACCACCGAUUCCUCCAGCGAUUCAAAAAGCCUUGGACUACUUGAAAACUCUUCCUCCAAGUGCCCAAGAUUCUUCAAAUUCUCAAGGACAGUAUCAACAACCAGCCCCCUUCAAGCCAAGAGGAAGAUUCUAGAUUUAUUUUUCAAUAACAUUAAAAAUAUACGGCUUUUAUGCAUUAAUUAUAUUAUUAUUUAAAUAUUUUUGUAGAUGCGUAUCAAAUUUUAUUGCUCUGUAAUAAAUUAUUUUCCGAGCAUAACGUUUAAAAAAUAUGAUAAUACGAGUAUGAGAUACUUUUGUAAUUGUAUACAUAAAGGUAUUUGAGAGCGGAGUAAUCAUGUCUUUUGAGACAGCAGUUAAGUCUUAUCAUUUAAUAAAAAUAUGAAAACAUCAAA
Molecule: messenger RNA, 891 nt
Organism: Bombyx mori (domestic silkworm)
Lineage: Eukaryota; Metazoa; Arthropoda; Insecta; Lepidoptera; Bombycidae
Gene: CPR33
Product: cuticular protein RR-1 motif 33
Exons: 4
Coding region: 174-632 (152 amino acids)
Cellular component (GO): chitin-based extracellular matrix
Molecular function (GO): structural constituent of chitin-based larval cuticle
Source: RefSeq, a predicted model, not a curated record